AUGGCCCCGCCGUAUGGCCGCGUGGAACUCAGUGCUUCCAAAGUGGGCCUGGCCGGCCUCUCCUGGAGGCCACCGCACUGCCACCCGUCCUGCUACUUCCAUACCCUCCCCUACGUAGCAGCUUCCUGUGUCUUCAAGGCCGGCCGUCCGGGCAGCGGCCGCCAGCUGACCGCGGCCCGCUCGCCCUCCGUCCACACCAGGCCCGAACGGCGGAACGCGCAUGCGCACGGCGCCGCUCCCCGCCCCCAGCUCGCGCCCGCACCCAACGCCCCCAACGCGGCCCGCCGGGCCAUGGAACCCGCCGAAGUUGGCCGGGAACAUAAUCCCCCCAAUCUUUCCCAUCUUCCCAAAUGGCAUCACUAUUCACCUGGGUUUUCAAGCCCUAAAUAUGGAGUUUUAACAUUGAAUGCGGAGAACACUAAUUAUGCCUAUCAAGUUCCAAACUUCCAUAAGUGUGAAAUCUGUCUGCUAUCUUUUCCAAAAGAGUCCCAGUUUCAACGCCACAUGAGGGAUCACGAGCGAAAUGACAAGCCACAUCGAUGUGACCAGUGCCCCCAAACAUUUAAUGUUGAAUUCAACCUGACACUUCAUAAAUGCACCCACAAUGGGGAAGAUCCUACCUGUCCUGUGUGUAACAAGAAAUUCUCCAGAGUGGCUAGUCUCAAAGCGCAUAUUAUGCUACAUGAAAAGGAAGAGAAUCUCAUCUGCUCUGAGUGUGGGGAUGAGUUCACCCUGCAGAGCCAGCUGGCCAUACACAUGGAGGAGCACCGCCAGGAGCUGGCUGGGAGCCGGCUUCAUGCCUGCAAGGCCUGUAGGAAAGAGUUCGAGACGUCCUCCCAGCUGAAGGAGCACAUGAAGACUCACUAUAAAAUUAGGGUAUCAAGUACAAGGUCUUAUAACCGGAACAUUGACAGGAGUGGAUUCACAUAUUCAUGCCCGCACUGUGGAAAGACAUUUCAAAAGCCAAGUCAGUUAACUCGGCAUAUUAGGAUACACACAGGUGAAAGGCCAUUUAAGUGUAGUGAAUGUGGGAAAGCUUUUAACCAGAAGGGGGCAUUGCAGACUCACAUGAUUAAGCAUACAGGUGAAAAACCCCAUGCCUGUGCCUUCUGUCCUGCUGCCUUUUCUCAAAAAGGGAAUCUCCAGUCCCACGUGCAGAGAGUUCACUCAGAGGUCAAGAAUGGCCCUACCUAUAAUUGUACAGAAUGUAGUUGUGUAUUUAAAAGUCUAGGUAGCUUGAACACUCAUAUCAGCAAGAUGCACAUGGGCGGACCACAGAAUCCAGCAAGCUCCACAGAGACCGCUCACGUUUUAACGGCCACGCUGUUUCAGACGUUACCUCUCCAGCCGACGGAAGUCCAUGUCACGUCUGCGUCGAGCCAGCAGAAUUCCCAGGCCGUGACCGACGUCAUCCAGCAGCUGCUGGAGCUCUCAGAGCCGGGGCCGGCGGAGUCCAGCCAGCCCCCACAGCCCGGCCAGCAGCUCAGCAUCACCGUGGGCAUCAACCAGGACAUUUUGCAGCAAGCCUUAGAAAACAGUGGGCUGUCUUCAAUUCCAGCUGCAGCACACGCUCACGACACCAGCCAUGCCAGGACGCCCUCGGUGCAGGUUCAGAAUCCGGAUGCUCCUCACGCUUCGAGUGAGCAGACCCACUCCACAGAGGCAGAGCAGGAAAAAGAUCAAGAAAGCCCAGAGAAGUUGGAUAAAAAAGAAAAAAAAAUUAUAAAGAAGAAAUCACCAUUUCUACCUGGUUCAAUCCGCGAGGAGAAUGGCGUCCGGUGGCAUGUGUGUCCCUACUGCACGAAGGAGUUCCGGAAGCCUAGUGACCUGGUGCGCCACAUCCGCAUUCACACCCACGAGAAGCCCUUCAAGUGUCCGCAGUGUUUCCGGGCCUUUGCUGUGAAGAGCACCCUGACCGCUCACAUCAAAACACACUCGGGCAUUAAGGCCUUCAAGUGCCAAUACUGCAUGAAGAGCUUCUCCACCUCGGGGAGCCUCAAAGUACACAUCCGCUUGCACACAGGGGUCAGACCUUUUGCUUGUCCUCACUGUGACAAAAAGUUUCGAACCUCAGGCCAUAGGAAGACUCACAUUGCUUCUCACUUUAAACACACGGAGUUAAGAAAGAUGAGGCACCAGCGUAAACCUGCAAAGGUUCGAGUCGGCAAGGCCAACGUUCCAGUCCCCGAUAUUCCUUUGCAAGAGCCGAUUCUCAUAACUGACGUAGGUCUUAUCCAGCCCAUUCCAAGAAACCAGUUUUUUCAAAGUUACUUUAAUAAUAAUUUUGUAAACGAAGCAGAUAGACCGUACAAGUGUUUUUACUGUCAUCGUGCGUAUAAAAAAUCUUGCCACCUUAAACAACACAUCAGAUCACAUACAGGUGAAAAGCCUUUUAAAUGUUCUCAGUGUGGAAGAGGCUUUGUUUCUGCAGGAGUGCUCAAAGCACACGUCCGAACGCACACUGGACUAAAAUCUUUCAAGUGUCUGAUAUGUAACGGAGCUUUCACUACUGGUGGGAGCUUACGGCGACAUAUGGGUAUCCAUAAUGACCUUCGUCCCUAUAUGUGUCCCUAUUGCCAGAAAACAUUUAAGACCUCACUAAAUUGCAAAAAGCACAUGAAAACCCAUAGAUACGAGCUUGCCCAGCAGCUCCAGCAGCAUCAGCAAGCUGCCUCGCUGGACGACAGCGCCGUGGACCAGCAGAGCAUGCACGUCUCGACGCACAUGCAGGUGGAGAUUGAGAGCGAGCAGCUGCAGGCGGCAGCAGCGGGCACUGCGAACCCCGAGGCCAUGCUGGACCUGGAGCCUCAGCAGGUCGUGCGCACGGAGGACGCGGGACUGGGUCAGCAGUUGACGCAUCAGCCUCUGGAAGCAGAUGAAGACAGGUUCGUGGCUCCACCACCCGCUCUCCAGGGGCACAUGGACCAGUUUGAAGAGCAGGCGCCUCCGCAGCCGUCCUUCGAACCGGGUGGCUUGUCACAAGGCUUUACCGUGACGGAUACGUACAGCCAACAGCCCACGUUUGCCCCUGUCCAGCAGCUACAAGACUCCAGCACGCUGGAGUCUCAGGCCCUCUCCACCAGCUUCCACCAGCAGAACCUGCUGCAGGUCCCCAGCUCUGACGCGAUGAACGUCACAACGCGUUUGAUCCAAGAGUCGUCCCAAGAGGAACUGGAGCUGCAGACUCAGCGUCCCCAAUUCCUGGAGGACAGGGAGGACCAGAGCCGGCGCUCCUACAGGUGUGAGUACUGCAACAAAGGCUUUAAGAAGUCCAGCCACCUGAAGCAGCACGUGAGGUCCCACACUGGGGAGAAGCCCUACAAGUGCAAGCUCUGUGGACGCGGCUUUGUCUCUUCCGGGGUCCUCAAGUCGCACGAGAAGACACACACAGGGGUAAAGGCAUUCAGCUGCAGUGUUUGCAAUGCCUCGUUCACGACCAACGGCAGCCUCACGCGGCACAUGGCCACGCACAUGAGCAUGAAGCCCUACAAGUGUCCGUUCUGUGAGCAGGGCUUCCGGACCACAGUGCACUGUAAGAAGCACAUGAAGAGGCACCAGGCCGUCCCCUCUGCUGUGUCCGCCACGGGGGACGCGGAAGGAGGAGAUGUGUGUAUGGAGGAAGAGGAAGAGAAUUCUGAAAGAAGCGCAUCUCGAAAGGCUCGUCCCGAGGUCAUCACUUUCACGGAGGAGGAGACGGCGCAGUUAGCAAAGAUUCGGCCGCAGGAAAGUGCGACCGUCUCUGAGCAGGUCCUGGUGCAGUCGGCGGCCGAGAAGGACCGCAUCAGCGAGAUGAAGGACAGGCAGGCAGAGCUGGAGGCUGAGCCCAAGUACGCUAACUGCUGCUCGUACUGCCCCAAGAGCUUUAAGAAGCCCAGCGACCUAGUGAGGCAUGUUCGGAUCCACACUGGAGAAAAGCCAUACAAAUGUGACGAAUGCGGGAAGAGCUUUACCGUUAAGUCGACUCUGGACUGCCACGUGAAGACCCACACAGGUCAGAAGCUCUUCAGCUGUCACGUCUGCAGCAAUGCCUUCUCGACGAAGGGAAGCCUGAAGGUGCACAUGCGUCUGCACACAGGAGCGAAGCCUUUCAAGUGUCCCCACUGCGAACUGCGCUUCCGCACGUCGGGGCGGAGGAAGACUCAUAUGCAGUUCCAUUAUAAGCCCGACCCGAAGAAGGCGCGGAAGCCAGUGACUCGAAGCUCCUCGGAGGGACUGCAGCCCAUGAACCUGCUCAGUCCGACGUCCACCGACCCCAACGUGUUCAUCAUGAACAACUCUGUUCUCACGGGACAGUUCGAUCAAAACGUGCUUCAGCAAGGCCUGGUGGGCCAGGCUAUUCUUCCUGCCUCCGUGUCAGCCGGCGGUGACUGGACAGUGUCCCUGACGGACGGGAGCCUGACCACCCUGGAGGGCAUACAGUUACAGUUGGCCGCUAACCUAGUCGGCCCCAACGUUCAGAUCUCUGGAAUCGAUGCCUCCAGCAUUAAUAACAUCACGCUGCAGAUUGACCCGACUAUUUUGCAGCAAACCUUACAGCAGGGCAACUUGCUUACUCAGCAGCUGCCGGGGGAGCCCGGCCUGGCCUCACAGAGCAGCUCUCUUCAGACCCAGGACAGCACGGUCCCAGCCAGUGUCGUCAUCCAGCCCAUCCCUGGCCUGUCCUUACAGCCCACCGUGACGUCUGCCAGUCUGACCAUCGGCCCGCUGUCUGAGCAGGACCCUGUGAUGACCACCAGCAGCAGUGGGACUCAAGACCUCUCUCAGGUGAUGACGUCGCAAGGCCUGGUGUCCACCUCCAGCGGCCCCCACGAGAUCACCCUGACCAUUAACAACUCAAGUCUGAGCCAGGUCUUGGCGCAGGCUGCCGGGCCCACCGCUGCGUCGUCCUCAGGGUCUCCCCAGGAAAUCACCCUGACCAUCUCUGAGCUGAAUGCUACCCCUGGAAGCCUCCCUUCGACGACACCCAUGUCUCCAUCGGCCAUGUCUGCUCAGAACCUGGUCAUGGCUUCAUCAGCAGUCGGAGGAGAUGCUAGCGUCACGCUCACUCUGGCCGAUACUCAGGGCCUGCUCUCCGGAGGACUGGACACGGUCACGCUCAACAUUGCUUCUCAGGGUCAGCAGUUCCCAGCCUUACUCACGGACCCCUCGCUGUCGGGCCAAGGGGGAGCAGGUUCGCCGCAGGUCAUCCUAGUGAGCCAUACCCCACAGCCGUCCGCCGCUGCGUGUGAGGAAGUCGCCUACCAGGUCGCUGACGUGCCGGGCGGGCCGCCCGCGAAGGAGGGCCGGGUGCACCCGUGCCUGGAGUGUGGCUGCGCCUUCGCGUCGGCCGCCAUGCUGCUUCAGCACAGCAAGGAGGUGCACGGCCGGGAGCGCAUCCACGUGUGCCCCGUGUGCAGGAAGGCCUUCAAGCGCGCCACGCACCUCAAGGAGCACAUGCAGACUCAUCAGGCGGGCCCUUCGCUAAGCUCCCAGAAGCCAAGAGUGUUUAAAUGUGACACCUGUGAAAAGGCGUUCGCCAAGCCCAGCCAGCUGGAGCGGCACAGCCGCAUCCACACAGGAGAGCGGCCGUUUCGCUGCACUCUGUGUGAGAAAGCCUUCAACCAGAAGAGCGCCCUGCAGGUGCACAUGAAGAAGCACACGGGCGAGAGGCCCUAUAAGUGUGACUACUGCAUCAUGGGCUUCACCCAGAAGAGCAACAUGAAGCUCCACAUGAAGCGGGCGCACAGCUACGCGGGAAGUCUGCCGGAGCCCGUGGUCCAGCAGGAGCACGGCGCCGAGGAGCUGAGCCGGACCCUCCACCUGGAGGAGGUGGUGCAGGAGUCUGCGAGCGAGUGGCAGGCCCUGGCCAAUGUGUUCUGAUGCGGCCCGUCCCCACCUUAGAGGCCGUUUCCGAAGUUAAAUGUUGCGAAGAACGGAGCACUUGGAAUUUCUGUUUUGAGGCUUCAGGUGUUAAAAAUGUUACCACGCUAGUUUUUUAGCUAUAAAAUUAUCUCAAGAAUCAUUGUCUUCAGAGACUGAUAGGAAACAACCGGGAGCAGUGUGAACACGUCGUUGUCAUUUGUCUACAAAUCACUGAACUCAGGUACUACACUGGGGCAGUUCUACCUUCCCCUCGGCGGCCAGUGCAUCUAGUUACAAAGACGUUAACUGGAUCUUACUAUCAUUGUAGUGUG
Molecule: messenger RNA, 6173 nt
Organism: Neomonachus schauinslandi (Hawaiian monk seal)
Lineage: Eukaryota; Metazoa; Chordata; Mammalia; Carnivora; Phocidae
Gene: ZNF236
Product: zinc finger protein 236
Exons: 34
Coding region: 1-5859 (1952 amino acids)
Biological process (GO): regulation of transcription by RNA polymerase II
Cellular component (GO): nucleus
Molecular function (GO): RNA polymerase II cis-regulatory region sequence-specific DNA binding; DNA-binding transcription factor activity, RNA polymerase II-specific
Source: RefSeq, a predicted model, not a curated record